Molecule: messenger RNA, 3038 nt
Organism: Thrips palmi
Lineage: Eukaryota; Metazoa; Arthropoda; Insecta; Thysanoptera; Thripidae
Gene: Cpr76Bd
Product: ice-structuring glycoprotein
Exons: 5
Coding region: 96-2054 (652 amino acids)
Source: RefSeq, a predicted model, not a curated record
AUCAAGUCAAGUGUCUCUGAGUGCGUGAGUGCGUGUGUGCUUGAGUGAAAAACCCCGACAGCAACCCUCUUGGAAUACCAGCGUGCUGCCCCACCAUGGCGGCGUCCAAGGCCCUGGCCGUCGUGCUGCUCGGUCUGCUGGCCCAGACCUUGGCGCACUACGACCCCGAGCAGGAGUACAGGCGGCGUGAGGCGCAGAUCGCGUGCGCGACGCCCGGCCACGCCCUGGGCCUGUCGCCCGCCGCCUACGCCGGCUACUCCGGCUUCGCCAGCAACGCGCUCUCCUCCUACUCCGCCAGCGGCGCCUACUCGGCCUUCUCCGCCAGCCCCGCGGUGUCCGCCUUCUCCGCCACCCCCGGCUUCUCGUCCUACUCCGUGAGCCCCGCCGUGUCGGCCUACUCGGCCACCCCCGGGUUCGCGUCGUACUCCGCCGGCCCCGCUGUGGCGGCCUACUCCGCCACCCCCGCCGUGGCCGUGUCCAAGGCCUACCUGCCCCCGGCGCCCGCCAUCAAGGUCGCCGCCCCUGCCGUGGCCACCUACGCCGCUGCCCCCGCUAAAAUUGCCUACGCCGCUGCCCCCGCCGUGGCCACCUACGCCGCUGCCCCCGCUAAAAUUGCCUACGCCGCUGCCCCCGCCGUAGCCACCUACGCUGCCGCCCCCGCUAAGAUUGCCUACGCCGCUGCCCCCGCCGUCGCUACCUACGCCGCCGCUCCCGCUAAGGUUGCCUACGCUACCGCCCCCGCCGUGGCCACCUACGCCGCUGCCCCCGCCAAGAUCGCUUACAGCGCCGCCCCCGCUGUGUCGUCCUCCUACAUCACCACCGGCGCCGUUAAGGUCGCCUCUGCUGGCUCUGCCUACUCUGCCUACUCCGCCGGCCCCGCCGUCACUGCCUACUCCGCUACCCCCGCGGUCGCUGCCUACUCCGCUACCCCCGCGGUCGCCGCCUACUCAGCCACCCCCGCCGUGGCCGCCUACGCCGCUACCCCCGCUAAGAUCGCCUACAGUGCUGCCCCCGCCGUGUCAUCCUCCUACAUCUCCACCGGAGCCGUCAAGUACGCUGCCGCCGCCCCCGCCGUGGCCACCUACGCCGCUGCCCCCGCUGUCGCCACCUACGCCGCCGCGCCCGCCAAGGUUGCCUACUCUGCCGCCCCCGCCGUGGCCACCUACGCCGCUGCCCCCGCCAAGAUCGCCUACAGCGCCGCCCCCGCCGUGUCCUCCUCCUACAUCACCACCGGCGCCGUUAAGGUCGCUUCCGCUGGCUCUGCCUACUCUGCCUACUCCGCCGGCCCCGCCGUCGCCGCCUACUCCGCCACCCCCGCUGUAGCCACUUACUCCUCCUCCCCUGCCGUGGCGACCUACGCCGCGUCCCCCGCUGUUGCCACCUACGCCGCCACCCCCGCCGUCCACGCUUACUCUGCCGCCCCCGCCGUCCACGCUUACUCCGCCGCCCCCGCCGUGGCCACCUACGCCGCUGCCCCCGCCAAGAUCGCCUACAGCGCCGCCCCCGCCGUCUCCUCCUCCUACAUCACCACCGGCGCCGUUAAGGUCGCCUCCGCUGGCUCCGCCUACUCUGCCUACUCCGCCGGCCCCGCCGUCGCUGCCUACUCUGCCGCCCCCGCCGUGGCCGCCUACUCCGCCGCCCCCGCCGUCGCUAGCUACGCCACCGCUCCCGUCAAGGUCGCCGCCGCGUACGCUGCCCCCGUGCAGACCGCCUACGCCGGCUACGCCCCCGCCGCCCCCGUCCUGCAGUACGCCCCCGCCGCCCACCUGAAGGCCAUCACCCCCGCCGCCCUCAAGAAGGUCCACCACAAGCACCUCGAGGAAUACGACGACCACCCCAGGUACGCGUUCGAGUACGGCGUGUCCGACCCCCACACCGGCGACCAGAAGGAGCAGCGCGAGGAGCGCGACGGCGACGUGGUCAAGGGCCAGUACUCCGUGGUGGAGCCCGACGGCUCGGUGCGCACCGUCAACUACGUGGCCGACUGGGAGACCGGCUUCCACGCCACCGUGUCCAAGGACGCCCCCAACCACAAGAUCGGCACCGUCCACUAGCAAGUGUCGCGGCGCUAGUUGUCGUAGCGGUUCCAGAGCCGGCCUAAAGGACGGGCAAUGUAGCACUCUUUGCUUACUUACAGUGGCGACGUGUGGCUUUUUGCCUACCUGUCAGGCGGCUGUUUAGGGGCCAGGGGGGUCAAUAGUUCUGUUGCCCCCUCCUCUCCCCCACUGGAUCCGCGCAUGUCGUCUCCGCGCGCGGCCUCACGCCGAAGCAGUGCGUGAUUGGCUUCGCGCUUCGCCCCCCAGUCAGUCCGUUGGUUCCGAAUGACGUCACCGCCGCGGAUGUUGGUUCGCGGCACUGCAAGUCAGCCGGCCCCACAAUGCUCAUUGUGCACUGCACUGUAUUAUUUUUCCGCCCCCGACAGUGUCGUGCAAACAGGCGACUAUUGCCUCAUCAAUCGUUAUGACAUCGCUCUCUGAUCCCCUUGGCACACCAACGCCGGGCCUUUUGCGUGAGGCCGCGCUCUGGGAGACGUCGUCUCCAAUGUGAUUGUGAAGUUACUUUUAGGACUUACCAGUGUUUCGCUAACCUACGCACCAUUUUGUUUUACUCGUGGGUUUCGAAGCAGUUUUUUUUUUUAUAUGUUGUAGUUUUACGUUGUUCUUCUCAUCUCAUCCCUUUGCAUAUUCUCAUUAUCACUUACGACCACAGACGUGUGGUACUAGUCCCCUUUCAUCGCGUCAUCGCCUCGAGGCGCUUUUGUGAGCUCCUUUCAUUACAUUAAUGGAGGACUCUAUGGUUAACAGGCGUGUACAAAGCCUUCUUGUGUACCUAAGCAGCAACGCAAAGUUACCCGAAACGCCACUGCCCCGCUCUUUGUGCAAUUAUUUUUUUUGUUAAUGUUAUUGUGUCCUCUGUUACUCAACGAUGUAAUGUGGUUUGUUCGUUACUCAGCCUGCACAUAUAACGCAACGAAUGUCAAUUUAUUUUUUUGAAUAAUAGUGCUUUUGUAAUGAUAAAUAAAACGUGAUAUAAAAGAA